Molecule: messenger RNA, 3995 nt
Organism: Nylanderia fulva
Lineage: Eukaryota; Metazoa; Arthropoda; Insecta; Hymenoptera; Formicidae
Product: proto-oncogene tyrosine-protein kinase ROS-like
Biological process (GO): cell surface receptor protein tyrosine kinase signaling pathway; positive regulation of kinase activity; protein phosphorylation
Cellular component (GO): signaling receptor complex; plasma membrane
Molecular function (GO): ATP binding; protein binding; transmembrane receptor protein tyrosine kinase activity
Source: RefSeq, a predicted model, not a curated record
AAAAGAAGUUAUUAUGUUCAAAAUGUUAAAAAUAUUAUGUAUUUUAUUAAAAGUGUUAAUGCUAAUGAGAGCAGUCAUCGGGUUGUCUUUAGAGAAUACAGAGAUGCAUAUAGUUCAGAAUACUCCAUCUUUCGAGUUCUUCACAGUUAAUGAUUACCUGUCACAAAUCCAGAAGUUAUCUAUCCAGAAAUAUUUGUACAACCUAACUGAAAAAGAUGCAGCCGUACAUCAGGGAGAUAACAGAUUAUUUCCGGAAAGCAUUAUAAGCAAUCCAACAUUAUCUAUUCGGACAUUCGUAGAAUUUGAUAACGUAUUAAUCAAGAAAGACCUUUUUGUGUCAUUCAGAUCGGACAAAUUUAAAUUGAUAAAUGAAAACUUUGGAAUAAAUUAUAGAAUUCAAUGGAACGAAAAUCUGAAUCGAACGAUUCAAAUAAACCUUAAUGAUAGUAACACAUUUAUUAAACCAUUAGAAUACAAAUUAUAUGAUUUAAAACCUUAUACAACUUACUAUUUCAAUAUAGAAAUGUAUAAUAGCAGACCUGACUUUUCUUAUGUUGAUUUCAUCAAUGUGUCCACUACGCAUGAGAAUCCAAUACCUCUAUUACUCGUCCACAUGUUUCGUAAAUCGGGUGUGGAUGUAUUGGAUGUAGAUUUACAGAUAGGCAUUGAACUUUACACAGACGUUAUGUAUAAAGAAAUUGUUUACUCAGCAUUGGAACAUAAAAUAUAUGGAAUAAAUAACCAGUCAGAGCUAAUAACAUCGGAUUUUAAUCCAACCGAUAUCCAAACCAAUCGAAGCCACACAAAAAUAGCAGAGCUCGAUUACACUGCGCGUAAUCUCUGCAUCGAUUGGAUUCAAAGAAAACUUUAUUGGACACAAUCAAACAGAACGGGAACAUACAUUAUAAAGCUAGACUUAACAUUGUGGCAACAAAUGGGCAUAGUGAAAUAUGAUGAAAUUAACAUAUACUAUCGUCAAAAUAUACCACAAUUUUUACAUGUACUGCCAUCAACAGGAUAUAUUUAUUGGUACCUUUCUGUCCAGUCUGAAAUAAUGCGAUCGGAUUUAGAUGGAAAAAACAUUAAAGUUCUUAGCAAAAACUAUAAAUGCUUCUGUACACACCUACAAUUCAAGCCCACCUUCUUACAAACUGAUACAACAAAUAUUGAACCGUUAUUGUAUUGGAAAACAGUUUCAAAUGACUUAAUCAUAACAGAUAUUAAUGGUUGUAAAUGUUACCAGGUUUCAGGAAAUUCGUUUAGAAAUCAAUACGAUUUAAAAUAUUUAACGUUUGACAAAACAAACAUUUACUUCUACAACCAAAACGAAAAAGCAAUCUACAUUUUUAAAAAACUAUAUCUUCUUUUCGAAAACAAAGAACAUGAAUUGAAAUAUAUACGUAAAGUACGUUUCCGAGAAAAUACUAAUUAUAACAUGAAACAAUUCAUAUCUCUUGAUAAAACUUUACAACCAUAUCCCCAGACGAAAUGUCUGAUACCUAACAUGAAAGAUUAUCGUAUUGAAGUAUUGAAUAAAACCGUAUACACUAUCACCAUAAGCCUUCCGGAGCCGAUGCUCAAUGACGGAUGCAAAAAGUACAAUUUACCCACUAUUAUAUAUAACAUCUCCGUGAGUUAUUUAACAUGUUUGGACAAUGGCAGCAACAAGUUCGAGCAAUAUAAUGUGUCAACGUGCGAACGACAUCAUACAUUCAAGAAUUUAAUGCCGUUCACAGAAUAUACGCUAAAGCUGGCACUGAGUAAUUUUUACUUUGACAAGUUAUCAAUGAAUUUACAAUUUGGUUCGAAUGUGAAACUGAUGAUUCUAGGGAAGAUCGACGCGCCAAAAGAUGUGACGGUUCAAAUUUUAACGCCAACUUUAGCGAUAGUUUAUUGGAUGCCAUCUAAGAAACUAAACUGCGUGACAGUAACCUACGAGGUGCAUUGGAUGCAAUAUUCAAAUAAAACGCAGGAAAUAAUACUAAAGUCGCCUCCCUUCAAAAAACCUGUUGAUAAGAUCGAACAUACGACAAAUGGGAAGCUUUUCACGACAAUUCUUCUACAGUCACAACAAAACUAUCAGAUAUAUGUGCGUGUGUAUCCACACAACUUCAGUCAGCACUUCAAUGAUAGUUUAAAUAAAAUGAUCUACACGUCAGAACCGAAUAAUUUAAAUUUAAGCGGAGUCAAUACAAUUAGUAUGAAUGUCUCAUGGAAUUCUAGCGUUAAUUUGACGAUCCACACGGAAUUCCGUCCCAUACUGGAAUACAAAAACAACGUGAUGCGGGAGUGGCAAAUCGCGAAUAACAGCGACAGAAAUAAUAAUACAAUAACAUAUUAUAUAAAGAAUUUACUGCCGCGAACUCUAUACAAUUUCCGUUUGAUCCUGAGAUAUCCCGAAUACAACGAUUUUAUAUGGCCUGAAAAAGGAUUCAAUUUUGAAACGCUUGGUAAUGUACCAAGUGCUCCUGGGAUACCUAUGGUAACAAAACUUCCAAAUUUGACGUAUCAGUUGAACUGGGAACCUGCGCAAGCUCAUGAUUCACCAGUGAUUUUGUAUCGACUGGAAGGUGUAAUUGUUGAAAAUAAUUACGAAGGAAGCAAUCAGACUGGCAAACACAAUCAUUGGAAUUUAUACUAUAAUGGAACAGAUAAUUACUACUUGAUAACUCCGAUAGACAUAAAUCAGAAAUAUCGAUUUCGUGUGCAGGCUAAAAACGUUUAUGGUUUUGGAAAAUGGAACGAAACAGGAGCGGAUAUUAAUUUAUCAGAAUCUGUCGAAGUAUCAACUAUACAAUACCUAAUACCAUACAUAUAUAAUUUUCUGCCAUUUAUAUUGAGUCUUAUCGCUACCAUCGUAAUCUGUUAUGUUUAUUACUUUUAUUGUUGCAAACAUCGACAACGCAAAGAAAGGAAACAAAUAAUUUCGUUAUCAAUAUCUGGUACCAAGUUAACAACUGCAAACGAAACACGUUACGUGAGCUAUGAACCCAACUUUGUUCACGAUGCUAAACCGCAAAUUGAUCUCGACGAAUUUGCACUAAUCACAAUAAAAAAAGAGCAAAUUACCGUACAAGAUCUUGUAGGCAGCGGCGCAUUUGGAGAAGUAUAUGAAGGAAGCGUCGAAAUGUUAGAAAUGUUAGAAACAGUACCUGUUGCCAUAAAGAUGUUACCAGAACAUGUUACUUCGGAGCAGAAAUAUGAAUUCUUAAAAGAGGCCCAGAUUAUGAAAAACUUUGACCACAAACACGUGUUGAAAUUAUUGGGCAUCUGUCUUGACACGGAUCCACCAUGGAUUAUAUUGGAAUUAAUGGAAGCUGGUGACUUAUUAACUUUUUUGAGAGAGAGUCGGACGUUGCAACCUUCAGAUCCGCAAGCUUUGAGUCUACAAGACUUGCUUGCCAUGUGCGAAGAUGUUGCACGGGGUUGUCGCUACUUAGAAGAACAACGCUAUGUGCAUAGAGAUCUCGCGUGUCGAAAUUGCUUAAUAUCGACGAAAGCUCGCGAACAGCGAAUUGUCAAAAUCAGCGACUUUGGACUAACUAGAGAUAUUUACGAACGGAACUCUUACUACAUGGAAGGAGGAACCCCGCUUCCCGUUCGCUGGAUGGCACCGGAAUCUUUGAAAUACAAAAAAUUUACUUCACAAAGCGAUGUGUGGGCAUUCGGAGUACUAAUGUGGGAAAUUACGUCAUUAGGUCAGCUGCCUUAUGUUGCCAUACGUAAUAGCAAAAUAAUGGAGCAUGUGUGUGCGGGGAAUAAGUUAUCGAAACCUCGUAAUUGUCCAGAUAAAUUGUACGAAUUAAUGCAAAGUUGCUGGAAUGUUGUGAACCGAAGGCCAACAUUCAGACUUUGUCUGGAAAAUAUAGAAACCUUGAAAGUCGAAAUACAAGACGCAGUGCUAAUUCCUUGGAAUAUUAGCAGACAUAUACAGCUGCCGCCGCCGAAAAAAAUGUGAAUACAUUCCAUUGGCAAAUUUUGACUGAAGCACAGUG